CCCUCCCCGCAGCACCGGCGGUACCGCAGCCCCGCCCCCCGGGGGUCGGGCCGGGCGGAACCGGGCGGCUGCUCCGUGAGCGGAGGUGGGCGGCACAGCGGCCGCGUUUCCUCCCCGGGAGACUGCCCACAUGGAGCGGGCUCCCCAGGGCAUGUUCCAAAAUGAACUUGAGUGGUGCAUUUUGCAGAUGAAGGGAAACCUUUGCCUCAACCCAACCCCAAAGCAAGUUUCUGAGAUGAACCCAGGAGCAGGUGGCACAUCUUCAGAAGCAGUCCCUGGUGUCAGUGGUGCUGAGCAGAUACAAACCAGUGUAAGAGCCACAGAGCAGGAGAACUGGAAUGGAGCCUUGAGUCUUGCUGCCUCUGGACAAGAACCCAAGUCUGCCACCCCAGAUAAAGAGUGUUCUCUGGCUCCUUUAGUUCCAGCAGACCAACCUGCACAGCAUGCAGCAGAGCCUGAAGCACUGGGGAGUUCACUGCCUACUGAAUCCCCAGGUAAGCUGCAGAUUUCAGCCUUGCAGAAGCCUGAGUUGACUCAAACUGCAGGUAGUGCACCCAAAGAGGAGGAUAGAAGCCAUGUGACAGAAAAGGUUCCCCAGCCAGAGACUGCUCCUGAAGAUGAGACAGUGCCAGAGAAAUCUACAGCGAGUGGAGCUGCCCAGAAGAAGAAAAAGAAGAAACAAAAGAUACCUGUCAGUAAAAAGGAGACAGAAGAAACUGAGGUCAGCAAGAAGACGAAGGAAGGAGAUAAUGGAUGUCAGAAUAAAGAUAGUUCCCAUCAGGAUGAGACCUCUCAGCAGUCAGAGGACCAGCUGUGGAACGAGGUGGAGUGGUGUGUGAAACAGCUGGAGCUUGGCCUGAAGACACAGAAAGCCACUCCCAGGCAGGCUGAGGAGGCUCUCCGGGCCAUCAGGACCCUGCGCAGUGAGAAGGCUCCACUGGUGAAGAAGCGCCAGCUCAUGAGAACCAUGUUUGGAGACUACAGGAAGAAGAUGGAGGAGGAAAGGCUCAAAGAAGAGAAGCUCACAGAAAUAGCACUGAAAUCUGCCAGGAUCGUGGAAGUGAAGGGAAGUGUCUGCAGAAAGAGUGGCCACUUCAUCCGGAAGAGCUUAGCAGCCUGCAGGAAGAGCCAAGGCUCAACAGAUUCUGCUUCAGAGUCACCCAGGACACUUAACACAGGCUUGUUCAAAUUCACACCUUCCCAAGAAGACUUUCGCUUUAAUUUCUUCUAGGCAAGUCUUCUAGACUAAAACUGACUGAAAGCUGUGCCAAAUCUCCUGUCAUCUCUAGAACAGUGGAAAGAUGCUGUGCAGAAGAAAAUGUUAGACAAGAAAUCCAGUGUAUUAAUCCAGUGUAUUUCCUGAGGAAAAGAUCCUCUUUCAGAGUGCCUUAUCUAGAGGCUCAGGGCAGAUCUGCCUUCUCUACAUCUGACCCCAGGACUCAGCCUCUGAUGUACUGCUGUCCUCACACUGGAGAAAGGCACUUCUGCAAAACGUCAGCACAGAGUCUGGAGGGACCUGGUUUUCUUCUUGUAGAACUGGCAUCAACCUAAGAAUCUGUCUUUUGUACUGGGAGGCUUCGCUGUUCUCCUGUUCCUUUUAAACAGAGCAGAGCUCAGAUGGCAGAUGAAGCAGUGAUGCAUGCAGAAGGGAAUGGUUUCUAAUAAAAAUCUGGUU
Molecule: messenger RNA, 1675 nt
Organism: Calypte anna (Anna's hummingbird)
Lineage: Eukaryota; Metazoa; Chordata; Aves; Apodiformes; Trochilidae
Product: UPF0488 protein C8orf33 homolog
Exons: 6
Coding region: 131-1231 (366 amino acids)
Source: RefSeq, a predicted model, not a curated record